Messenger RNA from Cotesia congregata, 1878 nucleotides. The record is from the annotation of a GenBank genome assembly. Lineage: Eukaryota; Metazoa; Arthropoda; Insecta; Hymenoptera; Braconidae.
AUGUUAAAAGAAGAAAUAGGGUUGAUGAUUGAAAACGGAAAAACUUGGGUAGGUAGUGCACGUGAGGAUGAUGAUCGCUUUAAAAUAGAUUCGUUUAUGUUCGAAAAGAAAAAUAUCAAGACUGAGACUGGUAUCGAGAGUGUUGCUGUGGAUAUUGACAUUGAUAUUGGCAGUGAUUUUGAGUGGGUAUCUUCGAUGCGAUUCAGUGACAAUUACACGAAUUCAUUGACGGGAAUGCUGACGGCAAGUGUUGAGGCGAGUUUUAAUCAGUCGACCACGGAGAGAAGAGACGCGCUUUAUGUCGUUAUACCGGUAACCAUUAUUUAUGCAAUUAUUUUCUUAACCGGUCUGGUGGGCAAUGUCUCGACAUGUGUUGUUAUUGCGCGAAACCGCUCGAUGCAUACGGCCACUAAUUACUAUUUAUUCAGCCUCGCGAUUUCCGAUUUGCUGCUACUUGUUUCGGGAUUACCGCCGGAGAUGUAUUAUAUCUGGUCCCACUUUCCGUAUAUCUUUGGAGAGUCUUUUUGUAUGAUCCAGAGCUUCGCUGCUGAAACAUCUGCUAAUGCAACUGUACUUACAAUUACGGCAUUUACUGUUGAGAGAUACGUAGCAAUUUGUCAUCCUUUCCUGUCGCACACAAUGUCCAAACUUUCACGGGCUGUCAAAUACGUGGUCGCGAUUUGGCUUCUUGCCCUGUGUUUGGCCAUACCGCAGGCCAUUCAAUUUGGGGUGGUUUAUUCACAAGAGAUGAAUGGGACAAUGAUAAUGGAUACGGCAAUGUGUUCCGUCAAGUGGGUAAUAAUUGAACACGCUUUUGAAAUAUCAACUAUUUUAUUGUUCGUCGGGCCGAUGACUAUAAUCACCGUCCUAUACAUACUCAUUGGCAUCAAGUUGAGACAUUCCAGAGUGCUUACCACUAUCAAGAGAAAUCCUUUUCCCGGCUGUCUUAAUCACGGCGAUAGUGGCAGAUCACGAGGCCUAGCUCAGCGUAAUGUCAUAAGGAUGCUUGUUGCUGUUGUGGUCGCAUUUUUCAUCUGCUGGGCACCGUUCCACGCGCAAAGAUUGCUAGCAGUUUAUGCCCAAAGUACCGGGAAUGAACCUCACGCUGCCUUAGUUACUGUCUAUACAGUAUUGACAUAUAUAUCAGGAAUAUUUUACUACCUCUCGACGACUGUUAACCCGCUGUUGUACAACAUAAUGUCCAAUAAAUUCCGCGAGGCAUUCAAGACCAUGCUGGCGGAUCAUUGCCGUGCUGGAAGAUCAUUACAAAAUCGCAGCCUCCAGUUACGAGCCUAUAGCAGUCUUUCAAGACAUCAAAAGUCAACAUUAAGAAGACGUGAACCCCAUUCAUCCUCAUCCGCAAGCGAUGAUACCCAUCAACUAGCUCCGCUGACACGACACAAUAAUCAGGGGCAAAUAAUGAUGGAGCACUGUAUUGAUAAUAUUAGUCCGUCAAAUAAUUCUGCGGGCAAAUCGAGGUCACGGCCAGGAGAAAUAACUUUAGUUACGUCUCUGGCAAAAGGUUUCAACGACAGCUGUAAUAAUAAUGGAGGGAUUUCUCAUGCUAUCAAUAGAUGUUUCAGCAAGGACGAAAAAGCUAUUAAACCGGUGACAAUUGGUAUUUUUCCUGACGGUAAAAAAGCCGAAGCUAAUGGUCUAUUUCUUCAGUGUAAUAAUGAAGAGAUUAAGCAAAAGUUUACGGUAGAAAACGAACUCGUAUCGUCGAGUCAUCAGGGCAAUAAAAUUCAAAGUCAUACGAGCAUUGAUAGUUCGAGUACUUUAAGUAAUUCAAGUCUUAAAGAUCUGGAUAAAACGGAAUUCACGGGGAGUGAGCUUGCAAGGUAUAUGGGCGUAUUGAAUUUUGAUCCUGUUACUUGA